GUCCCCAAGGGUAGUGCCUUUGUGUGGGAAAGGGGUGGGGAUGCGGCGGCUUUCUCGCGGAGGUUUAUUAUUAUUGGGCGGGUGGAGGGUGGGGGGGAGCGCACCGAGCAGACAAAAUGCGGAGCCCCCCGCUCCGCGCCCGGCAAGCGUGUGUGCGCGUUCGGGAGGCGGGCGGCUCGGCGGGGGCAGAGAAGGACAGGGGACGGGCGAGAGCGGAGAGGAGCCGGCUGCAGCGCGAGCAUGCUCUCCAUGCAACAGUUCCCUGCCCUGCCCGCGGAAGAGGAGCGCUACCGGCAGGUCCUCUCCGCCAGCAGGGUCUUAGGAACAGAUGAGGAUAAUAUGGGGGAUGGCUGCUCUCAAAAACUGGCUUCUGCCAAGUUCCUUCGACUUUUGCUCCUCAUACUGAUUCCAUGCAUCUGUGCCCUUAUCCUUUUGCUGGUUAUUCUUCUUACCUUUGUAGGGGUAUUAGAAAAAACAUGCUUUUAUUCAAAUGGGAGUGAGGUCCUCACAGUUAAUAGUGACACUGAAACUUCUAGCAUUCUUUUGCCAAACAUGGUUGAAAACAGUUCCAAAACUGAUUCCACAGUGGAUAUCAGCACAUGGACCCCCUCCGGGACCACCACACCUUUAUCCCAAGUUGGCCAAAUGAACACGAACUCAAAUAUGUUUAGAGAGACUUUACAGGAAAAUGCAUUUGUACCUACAUCUCCAGCAUCAGUGCUCAAUCCUGAUCUUACAAAUGAUGCUGCUUUAGCAGAGGGCCCCAAAUUCAGCACCCAGCUUUUUGCCUCUACAGAUUCAUCCUUUAACAUCGUAGAGAGGAUGACCACUCUGCCUGUAUUAAGUCCUACUCAUCCAUCUGUGUCACAGAAAAAGGAGCAGAAAGAAAGUGCCUGCAUAAAUAUCACCAACAGCCAGUGCCAAAUGCUGCCAUAUAACUACACCACUCCAACUUCAGUUUUUUCCAUUGUCAAAAGUAUUGAGAUGGAAAAGUUCCUGAAGUUCUUCAGUUAUCUCAGUCGUCUCAGCUGCUAUCAACACAUCAUGCUGUUUGGCUGUAGUCUUGCUCUUCCUGAAUGCAUCAGUGACGGUGAUGACAGUCGAGGCCUCUUGCCAUGCAGGACAUUUUGUGAGGCAGCAAAAGAAGGGUGCGAACCAGUCCUAGGGAUGGUAAAUGCUUCUUGGCCAGAAUUCCUCAAGUGCUCUCAAUUCCACAACCAAUCUGAAAAUGACACAACUGCAAGGGAAUGCUUCUCACCACACCAAGAAAAAGGAAAGCAAUCACUAUGUGGAGGAGAGCAGAGUUUCUUGUGUGACAGUGGAAUCUGCAUUCCAGGGAAACUGCAGUGUAAUGGCUACAAUGACUGUGAUGACUGGAGUGAUGAGGUCCAUUGCAAUUGCAGUGAUGAUUUAUUCCAUUGUAACACAGGAAAAUGCCUCAAUUAUACCUUUGUUUGUGAUGGAUAUGAUGACUGUGGAGACCUUAGUGAUGAACAGAACUGUGAUUGCAAUCCAAUGACUGACCAUCAGUGUGGAGAUGGAAGAUGUAUAACAGCUGACUGGGUAUGUGAUGGUGACCAUGACUGUAUAGACAAAUCAGAUGAAAUCAAUUGCUCUUGUCAUAGUCAGGGUCUGGUAGAGUGCAAAAAUGGACAGUGCAUUCCUAGUGCAUUCAAGUGUGAUGGAGAUAAUGACUGUAAAGAUGGAAGUGAUGAAGAAAACUGCAGUGAAAGUCAAACCCUCUGUCGGGAGGGAGACCAGAGAUGUAUUUCCUGUCCUGAUCCAUGUGGAACUUCUCUCUGUGAGACGAGAAAUGGCCAGACAAACUGCAGUCAUUGUGAACCAAUUACUCUGGAACUUUGUAUGAACUUGCCUUACAACUACACUAGUUACCCUAACUACCUGGGGCACAGGACUCAGAGGGAAGCUUCUGUCAGCUGGGAGUCUUCUCUCUUCCCAGCCUUGGUUCAGACCAACUGCUACAAGUACCUUAUGUUUUUCGCCUGUACUAUCUUAGUACCAAAAUGUGACCCCCAUACAAAUCAACGGAUCCCACCUUGCAGGACAUUAUGUGUACAGUCUAAGGAACGCUGUGAGUCUGUGCUUGGGAUUGUAGGUCUGCAGUGGCCGGAGGAUACCGACUGCACUCAGUUUCCAGAUGAGAACUCAGAAAAUCAAACUUGUCUGACACCAGAUGAAGAUGUAGAAGAGUGCUCACCCAGUCACUUCAAAUGCCGUUCAGGGAGGUGUGUCCUGGCAUCCAGGAGAUGUGAUGGUCAAGCUGACUGUGAGGAUGACAGUGAUGAAGACAGCUGUGGCUGUAGAGAAAGGGGUCUUUGGGAGUGUCCUUUGAAGAAGCUCUGCAUCAAACACACAAUGAUCUGUGAUGGUUUCCCAGAUUGCCCUGACAUGAUGGAUGAAAAGAACUGCUCAUUUUGUGGGAAGGAUGAGCUUGAGUGUGUGAACCAUGAAUGUGUGCAACGUGAGCUUUGGUGUGAUGGACAAGCAGAUUGCAGUGACAGCUCAGAUGAGUGGGACUGUGUUACCCUGUCUAAAAACAUGAAUUCCUUGAUGUUUCUGACCGUUCACAGGUCAGCUGUUGAUAAUCAUGUUUGUGCUGAUGAGUGGCAAGAAAAUUUGAGCCAACUGGCCUGCAGUCAAAUGGGUUUAGGUGUAUCCACCGAGGAGAAUCCUGUGAUACAGCUCCAACAGGGAGGACCAUUUAAAACAGAGAUUGUAUUAGUAGAUGGAGAAAUGCAGCAUCAAAAGUGGCUGAAUCUGCACUCAGAUUGGAAGAGUAAGAACGUGUCCACCUUACAUGCACUUCUAGUGAAUGGGCAGAUGUGCCGAAGCAGAAGCAAAGUGGCUCUCCUUUGCACUAAAGAAGAUUGUGGCCAUCGCCCUGCUGCUCGCAUGAACAAAAGGAUCCUCGGUGGCAGGACCAGUCGCCCAGGCCGAUGGCCAUGGCAGUGCUCUCUGCAGAGUGAGCCAAGUGGACACAUAUGUGGCUGUGUUUUGAUUGCAAAGAGAUGGGUCUUAACAGUAGCACACUGCUUUGAAGGGAGAGAAAAUGCAGCUGUCUGGAAAGUAGUGUUUGGGAUAAGCAAUCUUGAUCAUCCAUCAAGCUUCAUGCAGACCCGACUGGUGAAGUCUAUCAUCUUGCAUCCACGCUAUAACAGAGCAGUCGUAGACUACGAUAUCAGCAUUGUACAACUUGAUGAAGAUAUCAAUGAAACGAGCUAUGUAAGACCUGUCUGCUUGCCCAGCAAGGAACAGUUGGUGCAGCCAGAUACCUACUGCUACAUCACAGGCUGGGGACACAUGGGCAACAAAAUGCCUUUUAAGCUUCAAGAAGGAGAAGUGCGCAUCAUUUCCUUAGAACAAUGCCAGUCGUACUUUGACAUGAAGACUAUUACAAGCAGGAUGCUGUGCGCAGGCUAUGAGUCUGGCACUGUGGACUCUUGCAUGGGUGACAGUGGAGGACCACUUGUGUGUGAGCAACCUGCGGGACGCUGGACUUUGUUUGGUUUAACAUCUUGGGGCUCCGUCUGCUUUUCCAAGGUUUUGGGACCAGGAGUUUACAGCAAUGUGUCACAUUUUAUUGAGUGGAUUGAAAAACAAAUAUACAUCCACACCUUUCUGAUGAACUAACUCCAGAUGGUAAGAACUGUGCUGACAAACAACAGGAAAAUGGAAUCGAACUUCCACACUGAAGAUUUUGCAGUCCAGAAAUUCUGUGAAAAGGAGUUCCAAGCUCUUUCUAUUCUUGUUGUGGAGCUAUGGGAUAUGCAGUCUAUGCUCAUAGUCGGCCCUCUGCUGGUCAACACACUUUGGGGUAGAAUUAAUAAUCCAUUUUUUUUCUUUUAACUCUUGUGGUGCUAUUCCAAGCACAGCAAAAUGCUUAAAAGAAAAGAAACUGUCACUUUCUUCCUUUCAGAUAUUCAAACUAAGCAGUAGCACAGACUAGAAAAACUUUUUAAAUGACCUGCUUUAAUACUAUUCAAUUAGUAACACGUGUCUUCACUCACUGUCAUGAGGUGCAAACUCAGUGCAUUCAGAUGAUGCUGGCAGGGCACAAAUUCACCAGCGCCAUGCCAAAGGCCACAGGUGUGGAAGACGUGGCAGGGCUUGUGCAUGCUUAGCACAAGGCAUGGUGGUACAAGUGCAGGUCCGAAGAGGCUGGGUAAACACCAUCUGUCCCUCAGGGUGGCCAACACAGGUAGGGCACUGCAGUGUACUGACUCGGUUUUCAGAGCCAGCUUGCGUACCUCUUCAGGGUGCUGUGUGGUACCAGUAGGCCAACAGACUCAUAAUACUACUUGAGGCACCCGAGACCAAAGUUUUGUUUAUCAGCCUCUUUGGAUUGUUUUUCCCAAGUUUCUACCACUUAAGUUUUCUAAAGCCUCUGUGUCUCACUGCAUCCAGGAACGCCCAUCUCUUGACAGCACUACACAGAAUAGCGCAUUUAUCAAAACUGUGCCUCACUAGCUUCUCUUCCCCACUUUUUUUUUGGUGUUUAGUCUAUCAAGCAUGCACUGACAUCUUCUAGCCCUCUGGAAACACAGUGUUGGCAGUGCCGCUGCAAAAGCUUUUGCCUCAAGAGUAAGCUAGUUGGAGCAUCCGGGGAGAUGUGGAAAAUGCAGAUUUAAAGUACAAAAGAUGCAGUGUGAGCAAAUAUGAGAAAUAAUACUGAGAAACUGAGUAUUUUUAGCUAGGCCUCUUGUAGUAUUUUGUACUGAGUUUAAUUUUGCUUAGUUAGAUUAAACAAUUUGAGAGAGAGAAAAAGGCGAUGAGAAAUCUAUAUGGCAGAAGAUUUGAGCAGAAGGUGGAAUCCAAAUGUGUAUUAGAAAUAUUAAGCAAAAUACAACAGCUUCAUCAGCAAAAGCUCAAAGGAGCCCUGCUGAAGUGCUUGGUGGCAAAGUGCUCUGUGCAGUGAUAAGAAGCUAAGCCUUGACUCUAAGAGUCUGGCUGAAAAAAACCCACAAUACUUUACAAUGGAGCUUGGCACCUUCCUAGUGCAGGAUGGAAGUGUUUCUUACCAGCUGCUGUAGGUGGUGAUAUGUGCAGCUCACAGCUUUUCAGGAAGCCAGUAGGAGGAAUCAGGAAGUUGAGAACUACGGGAUGAAUUUCACUGGGGAGCAAUGCAUAGGUGUUUCAGCCUCAGGCAUACAGUUAUCCUCGCUGCUACCUCUGGCGUGCCCCCAUGGCAGCAUGCAGGGCCCUUGUGAGCACAAUGCCUGCCAUACGUGGAAACCUGCAUUGGAACAGCUGACAAUGGAAUUUCAGGUACAAUAAGUCAUGUUACAACUAACCUACACAACCCAGACUAUCGCUUUAGUGAAAAGUUUGCCUCUUACUUUGGUAUCUUUUCCUUUAACAUCUGUAACAUUAGAUAUACUGGACAGCGCUCAAAAAGAGCAUUAUUAAUAAAUACUCCAUAUUUGUUGUGGGUUCUGGAAGCCCUAUUUAAAUGACUUUUAUAUCACUGUUUGAUGCUCAGAAAGAAAACCUCCCUAGGCUUUGCUAGUUUUAUUUCUUCUUCUUUUUUUUUUAAUAUAUUAAGGAUUUUGCUAUUUCUGUAAUAAAAAUGCUCUUUCCCCAGAGAGAAAGCUGUGGUGACUGUGUUUUUCCAGUGCAGGCAGGCUGCAGGUGGAGCAGUUUAGUGGUGCCCUUGCUUCAAGGCUGUGUGAGCCGCAGCUCUCCCCACUGCAACUCUCCCUGGGGCCGAGCUCUCUGCAGUGCAGCGCAGCACAGGCAGCAGUUCUGCAGGCUCAGCCUUCUGGAGGUUGGAGCAAAUAGGAGCUGUUGUGAAUCCAACGGCCCCCCUGACACCCCUCUGCUAGAAGAAGCAGUUAGCACCUCUGAAUUUAACAAAGGACUGGAGUACAAACAGUCGUUUUGCACAAACAUUAGCACUACCAAAUGAAAGUAUGUGAAAUAAUAACAUGUUUUAAUUAAUCGGGUUUGGAUGCCACCAUUUUAUAUGUAGUCCUUCCCAGGAACCAAAAGAGAGUACUGCUUAAACAAAGGGCCCAGCCCCUCCUGUUCUGGGUCAUGCAGAAGAUGUUACACAUUGAGCCCCAGCCCACAGGGCUGUGGCUUUCCCCCACAACUGUCUGCCACCACAUUCCAUGUAAAGAGGAAAUUUGUAAUUUUAUAAAUGUAUUUUUAUACUGCUUUUUUCUAUGUGUGUGCAUCAAAUAGGCAAGCAUAUUCCUCCUUGAAACCUUUUCAUGUGUUGCCAUAACAGCAGUGACCACAACCAUGCUAUGUCCCUUACAAGCAUAGCCUCACUGCGAGGUGAUGCUGUUGGUUUCACUUCUACCAUGGCUGUGCAGCCAAAUGGAAGCAAUGUCAUACAGACAGCAGAUGUGCUUCUUUCUCACUGUACUAAUAAAAAUUUACAAUAAC
Numida meleagris (helmeted guineafowl) is the source of this 6411-nucleotide messenger RNA. RefSeq names its product corin, serine peptidase (gene CORIN). The record is from RefSeq and is a predicted model, not a curated record. Gene Ontology annotation, biological process: peptide hormone processing; regulation of blood pressure; acrosome reaction. The transcript has 23 exons. NCBI's taxonomy places the organism in Eukaryota, Metazoa, Chordata, Aves, Galliformes, Numididae. Gene Ontology annotation, molecular function: protein binding; serine-type endopeptidase activity. Gene Ontology annotation, cellular component: membrane. Bases 241 to 3651 code for a protein of 1136 amino acids.